Xenia sp. Carnegie-2017 is the source of this 900-nucleotide messenger RNA. RefSeq lists its product as uncharacterized. The record is from RefSeq and is a predicted model, not a curated record. The transcript has 3 exons. Lineage: Eukaryota; Metazoa; Cnidaria; Anthozoa; Malacalcyonacea; Xeniidae. Bases 34 to 840 code for a protein of 268 amino acids.
CUCAUUCAAAGUUUGACCUGCUAGGCAUUAAAGAUGGCUCCGCUCCUCUCGUUGUUACAACCUAUAGUGUUGUUACUUACUGCUCUUGCUAGUAACGCUUUCUUCAUGGGUAGCGAGAAUAAAGAAGCGUUUAUUCCUUUUGAGAAAUUGAAAGAGUUUGGUUUAUCAAGAGAUCACAAGAUUUACGCUCAUCUCGUCAUUCCACCUUGGAGUCGACCUUUUAAACUUGGCUACUGUGAGAGUUGGGAAUGGCACACAGACCCCAAGUAUCGAGAUCAAAGAAUUGCUCUUUGUAAAGAACUAUCAGAAGGUCAACACGAAUGUGAUUCUCCUACUGGUUUUUGUGACGACAAGUGUCCGUACACUAAUGGAAGCUAUCCAUUCUGGAGAUUACGUAAUGCUGCCGACGUUCAUCUUGUGUGGACUGUGUCCAGUAUCCAAAUGUUUACUUCAUCAUCGAGUAACAAAAAUCUUGUGGAAAAUCCAACUAAAGCCUAUGCCAGCAGCUACUUUGGUCCAGGCUACAAUCCUAGUAAUGCAUUCGAUAACAACCCAGAAACUAUUUGGGUAUCUAACGGUCAAGCUCCCCCAGGAAUGCAAUGGAUUGCAUUUGAGUUCGACUACCCCGUCUCUAUCGGCUCCAUCCGUAUCGCGUCGGAAAUCGACAAACCAGAGCGUGCUCCUACGGAAAUAUUUGUUGAAGGAUCGUGCGAGAAGUACUUUCGAACGUUCGAGACGAUGUGGAUAUUGCGUAAUCCAAAUCAGAGAAGUGACAUGAGGCAACAUGCUCAGAUAAAUAGACGGGAUGCCUCAAAACCAAGAUUUCGAAGAUAUCGUUAGCCUGUUGCAUUUUCGUAACUAUAAAUCUUUCAAUAACAAUAAAACGAAAACAAAUGCAAA